GGUGAGAACCUCUACUGGGCAGGAAGCACGGCGCCAGGCCGCUUCCGCGCGGACACGAGCUAUAGCAACGCGGUCAACAGCUGGUACGAGGAGAUUGACAACUAUGAUUUCGCGACGGGCACGAGCAAGCCGGAUUCAACAGGAGCGACUGGCCACUUUACGCAGGUCGUCUGGAAGACCUCCGUCGAGGUUGGCUGCGGCGUUAACCUCGACUGCAAUAACUUGAGAGAGGGGUGGUACAACCUGGCCGUUGUCUGCCGCUAUUCGCCCCCUGGGAACUACGCUGGCGAA
Molecule: messenger RNA, 291 nt
Organism: Emiliania huxleyi CCMP1516
Lineage: Eukaryota; Haptophyta; Isochrysidales; Noelaerhabdaceae
Exons: 1
Cellular component (GO): extracellular region
Source: RefSeq, a predicted model, not a curated record